This is a messenger RNA of Eublepharis macularius, 2376 nucleotides long. It is a transcript of the gene RFX3, whose product is annotated as regulatory factor X3. NCBI's taxonomy places the organism in Eukaryota, Metazoa, Chordata, Lepidosauria, Squamata, Eublepharidae. Gene Ontology annotation, biological process: regulation of transcription by RNA polymerase II. The record is from RefSeq and is a predicted model, not a curated record. Gene Ontology annotation, cellular component: nucleus. The transcript is spliced from 17 exons. The coding region runs from base 58 to 2307 and encodes 749 amino acids. Gene Ontology annotation, molecular function: RNA polymerase II cis-regulatory region sequence-specific DNA binding; DNA-binding transcription factor activity, RNA polymerase II-specific.
ACAACCUCCACCAGCAAGAGCAACACCACCACAGCCCUCCACAGCCCAGAAGCCGCAAUGCAGACAUCCGAGACUGGGUCGGACACAGGUUCAACAGUUACUUUACAGACUUCUGUAGCUGGCCAAGCAGCCGUGCCCACACAAGUGGUACAGCAGUUACCAGUACAGCAACAGGUUCAGCAAGUACAAACUGUACAGCAAGUACAGCAUGUAUACCCAGCCCAGGUGCAGUAUGUGGAGGGAAGUGACACAGUCUACACAAAUGGAGCUAUACGAACAACUACGUAUCCUUACACAGAAACUCAGAUGUACAGCCAAAACACUGGGGGGAAUUACUUUGAUACCCAAGGAAGUUCUGCACAGGUGACAACAGUGGUCUCUUCUCAUAGUAUGGUGGGAACUGGAGGCAUUCAGAUGGGUGUCACUGGAGGACAGCUUAUCAGCAGCACGGGAGGUACCUACCUGAUUGGCAAUUCAAUGGAAAAUUCAGGCCAUUCAGUGACUCACACAACACGAGCCUCCCCAGCUACAAUUGAAAUGGCGAUUGAGACACUACAAAAGUCUGAUGGUCUGUCCACUCACAGAAGCUCUCUUCUCAACAGCCAUCUCCAGUGGCUUUUAGACAACUAUGAAACAGCAGAAGGAGUGAGUCUCCCUAGAAGCACCCUCUACAACCAUUACUUGAGACACUGUCAAGAGCAUAAAUUGGACCCAGUCAAUGCUGCCUCUUUUGGAAAGCUAAUAAGGUCAAUUUUCAUGGGCCUACGGACCAGGAGAUUGGGAACCAGGGGGAACUCCAAAUAUCAUUACUAUGGGAUUCGUGUCAAGCCAGACUCCCCUCUUAAUCGGCUACAAGAGGACAUGCAAUAUAUGGCUAUGAGACAGCAACCCAUGCAGCAGAAACAAAGGUACAAGCCUAUGCAGAAAGUGGAUGGAGUCACAGAUGGUUUCGCAGCAAGUGGUCAGCAGACAGGCACAUCUGUUGAACAAACUGUAAUUGCCCAAAGUCAGCAUCAUCAACAGUUUUUGGAUGCAUCUCGAGCACUUCCAGAGUUUGGAGAAGUUGAAAUCUCUUCUCUGCCAGAUGGUACUACUUUUGAGGAUAUCAAGUCAUUGCAGAGUCUCUAUCGGGAGCAUUGUGAGGCAAUUUUGGAUGUUGUAGUGAACCUUCAGUUUAGCCUAAUAGAAAAAUUGUGGCAAACGUUCUGGCGCUAUUCUCCUUCAACAACAGCCGAUGGCACUACUAUUACUGAACCAAGCAAUCUGAGUGAAAUAGAAAGUCGACUUCCGAAAGCAAAGCUGAUUACUCUGUGCAAAAAUGAGUCAAUUCUGAAAUGGAUGUGUAACUGUGACCAUGUGAUGUACCAGGCUUUGGUGGAGAUACUCAUUCCUGACGUCCUUAGACCUAUUCCUAGUGCCUUGACCCAAGCCAUUCGCAAUUUUGCAAAAAGCCUUGAAGGUUGGCUUUCCAAUGCCAUGAACAAUAUUCCACAGAGAAUGAUUCAAACCAAGGUUGCCGCUGUAAGUGCCUUUGCUCAGACUCUGCGAAGAUACACGUCUCUUAAUCACUUGGCUCAGGCAGCUCGUGCUGUGCUGCAGAACACUUCUCAAAUCAACCAGAUGCUCAAUGACCUCAACCGUGUUGAUUUUGCCAAUGUCCAGGAGCAGGCUUCCUGGGUGUGCCAGUGUGACGACAACAUGGUACAGAGGUUGGAAACAGAUUUCAAAAUGACUCUUCAACAGCAGAGCACUCUGGAGCAGUGGGCUGCCUGGCUUGAUAAUGUAAUGAUGCAAGCACUAAAACCAUAUGAAGGAAGACCUAGUUUUCCUAAAGCAGCACGGCAGUUUCUGUUAAAGUGGUCCUUCUAUAGCUCAAUGGUUAUUCGAGAUUUAACUUUGCGCAGUGCUGCUAGCUUUGGUUCUUUUCAUCUGAUCCGUCUAUUGUAUGAUGAAUACAUGUUUUACUUGGUAGAACAUCGCGUUGCUCAAGCCACAGGAGAGACUCCUAUUGCAGUCAUGGGAGAGUUUGGUGACUUAAACGCUGUGUCCCCUGGAAAUAUGGACAAAGAUGAAGGCAGUGAAGUUGAAAGUGAAAUAGAUGAAGAACUGGAUGAAUCUGGAGAGCCACAAGCAAAGAGAGAGAAGACUGAAAUAAGCCAGGCCUUCCAGGUGGGCUGCCUACAGCCGGUACUUGAGGGUGGAGUACAGCAGAGCCUCCUGAAUCCUCUUCACAAUGAGCACAUUGUCACAGCUACCCAAACUAUAAGACAGUGCAGUGCUACUGGAAAUACUUAUACUGCAGUCUAACAAAUAUUAAAGCUACUUUUUCAGAUUAUAUUUGCCCUGUUGAUGUUGGGCUUAUCAUGGGGGAGGGGA